Doryrhamphus excisus (bluestripe pipefish) is the source of this 1899-nucleotide messenger RNA. Its product is annotated as CD81 antigen-like. The record is from RefSeq and is a predicted model, not a curated record. Gene Ontology annotation, cellular component: plasma membrane. NCBI's taxonomy places the organism in Eukaryota, Metazoa, Chordata, Actinopteri, Syngnathiformes, Syngnathidae.
ACAUGUUGGAUAUGUGUUUUAAAUGUCCAGCAUAUUAUUACAACUUAUGAAAGUUUCUUCUUUCACAGAAUUGUCAAAAGCAAAAUGAGAUUAGAAAAUUAUGAGAUCAAAAGCAACAGAGCAACAGGCAAUGACGUCAACAUAGGGAAAAAGAGGUGCGGGUUAGCCUGAAGUAGAACAGUGCUUUGUCUGAAAGUGAGGAGACCCAUGCACGAGUGGCAUCUCACCGAUGUGACUUCUAGUCUAUAAGGAUAUGAUGACACCCCCAAGGAGAACACUUGGGAAGCGUUAGAAACAGUUGAGAUACAAUUUUCCAGGAAAAGGAAAAUAAAAAUGAGAAAGCAGAAAGCGAAGGCAAAACCAAAACAGGAAAUAUACGAGGAAGUGGACCGGCCUUCCAAUGGCAUUGUAUCUGCUACUCAACCAUGCUACAUAAUGGAUGGGAUGGGAGAAUGUGAGUGCUGCAUUAGACAGGGUGGGCUGCAGGGCAGGGCGGACACUGAGGACACUCCAGAGGCAUCCCCGCUCAUGCCAGACAUGCUGUUAAGGCUCCAAGGCUUUUCAUAACCUUCAGUUGAAAAACAGAGAACGUUCUGAGUACACUGCAGCACUGGAUCCAUGACAUGACUGUUUGUUUUUUUUUUUGUUUUUUUUUUUGUGCUCCUCGUCGGUAAUACUACACCUGUUGCUUUCUUGUUUUUGUCUCCAAAGAAACAGGUCAACACAGACUUCAGACAUGUCAGAUUUUCUCCAUGCAUUGAGUGCAUCCGGAGUACAAGAGCAUGCACCGGGUGGUACUGGAAUGGUUUGGAGUAGAACACUAGGCACCGAAGCUGGCUGGAGGAGUGAUUUUAGGAGUGGCCUUGUGGCUCCGUCAUGACAGUCAAACAAGCAACCUCCUCAUUCUUCAAUUUGAAGGCCACCAAGCACCGGGCACCUUCUACAUCAGUGUCUACAUACUGAUAGCUGUUGGGGCUGUGAUGAUGCUGGUGGGCUUCCUCGGCUGUUAUGGAGCCAUUCAGGAAUCCCAAUGCCUGUUGGGGACGUUCUUCUUCUUUUUGGUAAUCCUCUUUGCCUGUGAAGUGGCUGCCGCCAUUUGGGGUUUCAUGAACAGAGACACGAUCUCCAAAGAACUGAUCAACUUCUACGACUCAGCGUACAUCAAGGCUGUCGAUGUGUCAGGCUCCCCCAGUAAGGAUGCAGCCAUCAAGGUGCUAGAUGUUUUUCACACCACGCUCGACUGCUGUGGCAAAGGCGAUGAUACGGCUCUCUUCAAACAAGUUGCCAGCACUUUGUGUCCCAGAAAGUCACCCGAAGAUUUCCUGAGGUCUCAGAGCUGUCACGACAAACUGAUCGAACUCUUCUCAGAGAAGCUCUACCUGAUUGGUUUGGCCGCACUCGUGGUAGCCGUCAUCAUGAUCUUUGAGAUGAUCUUCACCAUGGUGCUCUGCUGUGGGAUCCGUAACAGCGCAGCAGCCUACUGAGGCCGCACAGUGAAAAGUACCAUGACUCUUUAAUGGACUUAUUUUUUAUUUAAUGCCGUCUCUGUUCUUAUCAUUACGACACAACAUGAUGGAUAUUUCUUUAAAAAAAAAAAUAGACUUCAGAUACAAUAUUUGUUGUUUUUUAUGCUACCUUUCAUCAGCCCUAUUGUCUAUUUAUCAUAGGACACAAGAACCUUCUCUAGUCAUAGUAAUUGUUAUCUGAAUUAACUAAUACUGUUUUUAUAGAUGUAUAAAUUGUACAUACAGUGUGCACGUGUCCUGUUAGUGACAAGUAGAGUACUAGUACUAGUACUAGUACUAGUACUAGUACUAGUGUUACAUCACUCAACCAGCAGUCAUAUUCUUUUAUUAUCACUACUUUGCUCUCUUUAAUAAAAUAAGUCUUCAUGCUGUA